AUGACAGAGAAGCAAAGCCGUAGGGCUUCUCUGUUGGGAUCCCUUCAAGUCCUUCGAAGCAAGACUCGCGGUGGAAAGCACGCUUAUCAGCCACUGGGAAGCGAGAGCGUCAGCGGUCCAAAGGACAAUGGCAGAGGUGGACGCGUCUUCUCGCUUGGCUCAUUCAUUCCUAUCAAGAAAGAAAGCUCAAUCCUGACCUCGCUCAGAGGGAAGAGUCACACCUCUCAGAUACACGAAGCAUGGAAUUCUCAGCGUCAAGUCUCAAUGCCUCUACCUAUUAAGUCCUCCUCAUUUGGCUCUGAAGAUUCGAACGAACCAACAGCCACCAAUGGAAAGACUUACAGAAAGAUCAAGAUAUCGAUCCGCCGUUUGACAGCAAGAGCCAGUCCGUUUUCCUCUCCACUGAGCAGUCAGACGUCUUCUAGAUCCACCAGUUUCACUGGCUCAACUUUGACCUCAUCGUCCGAACACAAGUAUUCGAAGAUUCCGGCGCCCACUGAACCUCCAGCCAAUGGUAUUUACUCUCACGAAGUGUUUCAGAAAGAAGGAAAACGGAGCGUUCUGUCAUCACUGAGCAGGCGUUACAUCAAUCUCAGACGAAACGUGAGCAAGGAUGAAAACAAGUCCAUCUCGAACGUUGGAAAAAAGCACGCAGAAGAUGAAGAGUUUGAUAUUCCUCCUCCUCGGCUGGUCGAAAUAGCUCAAAGUGUUCGAUAUGUUCGACCUACCGAACCUGUUCGAGUUGUCCAAAUCGGUAAACCUGUCCAGGCAGUGCAAGUUACCCAACCUACUCUACGUAUUCAGCCUGCUGUGCCUGUUGAGCUUGCCAAAUCUGCCGAGAUUGUCCGACCUGCUGCUGAAACAGUUCUAGUCUGUAAAAAAUGUCUGGGACAGAAAUCCAAGCAAACCGAGACCGUCAAGCAGCACGCUGAGAUCGCCCUGGACUCGUCAUCGAAGAAAUUUCGCUCAUCAAUCCCCCGAAAGACUUCCUCUUCAGCUUCCCAGCCUGCAUUGAUUCGAUUGACUCCUCCACGCGGUUCUAUACCUGUUCCUGCUAAGCUCAGAUCUCCUGCAAAGCCAUGCGCUCCUGCCUUUCAAGAUGGAAGAAAGGCGUCAGAAGAGCAAGGAACAAACAAGCAUACAAGAGGCAGCACCAUCCCUGUUCCAAACAAUGACGCUGGCCUGAAAGUCAAGAAAGUACGAUUCAGCGAGCCUCUUCCACUCAGACAGCAGACCUUCACCCACCGUCAGUUGUCCGACAACCAGCCCGCCUCCAUAUACAAGAUGACGAAUCGCAUCCCAAGAAGCACGAGCAAUAUGCAGCCGAAGAUACUACGGAUGAGCAGAGGAUUCGCCGACCUGAAGGCUUUUCAGAUUGAAGAAGAGGUCAUUGCACAGCUAGCAUCCGAUGACGACCAAGAGCAGAGCGUUUCCAUCUCAAGCCAACAGUCCGAGCCAACGGCAAAGAUGCCGACGACCAGAAACAAAGAUCGCACUCAGAGAAUGGUACUGCCCAACGAUGAUGAUCACACCAGCAGAAUCCCACGCAACAAGCAGAGAACGCUAACCACGACUACUCCUGCUGGCUUUCAGGUAUCCGAAGCACAACCCCGUCAGUAUUGGCUUGGCCGUUUCAUGACCCUCACCAACGCGUUCCACUACGAGGAUUCUUUCAAUGAGCCCGAUAUCGCCACUGGAUUUGGCAUGCUGUCGAGCUACUCCCGGCCUUUAGCUCAACCCGAUGCGAAUCUUGCGAACUAUCGUGUCAAGCGCGCCUUCAUGGUUCUUGAGAAUGUUUGCGUGACUGAGGAGGCGACUGCUAGUCUGAGAGAGUUCAGAGACGAGUACGUUGCUAUUCAUGGAGAUCGUUGGAUGUUGUGA
Molecule: messenger RNA, 1881 nt
Organism: Aspergillus thermomutatus
Lineage: Eukaryota; Fungi; Ascomycota; Eurotiomycetes; Eurotiales; Aspergillaceae
Exons: 1
Coding region: 1-1881 (626 amino acids)
Source: RefSeq, a predicted model, not a curated record